GAGGACAUCCGCUUGUCUUGCAGUCAACAAGAAGAGGGAACUGUGAGGCAGAAGCGAAAGUCUGAAUCUCCAGGCCAUAAAACAGUGAAGAAGACUAAGCAGAGUGUGGUAGUACCAUUGCGUGGCAACAGCCACAAAUCCCGAAAAGGGAAGAGUUAUGGUAGCGACAAGGAAAAUGCAGAACCCCUCAUCAAGGAGUGUUCUCUUUCAUCUUCAAAAGGCAUGGAAUCUCUCCCUAUUGCACAGGAGACCAUUGCCAAAACUCCUUUGCAUCUUCAGGGAAAACACGUGGCACGAACCCAUACAAGCAUAUUAAAGCGUACUGCACAAGAGAAGCUGAAGAAGGCUGUACGUAGGAGCUCACACCGUGGAAAGCCCACACAGAAAUUGGUGGCAAAACGGAGCCCUAGCAUUGUGGAUGCUACUACCGAUGAAUCACAGCAGCAAUUCCAAUACCCUAGGACUGCUCCAGCUGCCAAGUAUAACUUACGGAAGAAUAAUCCACAAACUUCUCAGAAAACUGGCAAAACUAAGAGAUUUCUUCCAUCUUCCUCUGCACAGACUGCCAAAGCUCUGAAGCCAGGCAAAGGUGGCAAGGUUAAGAACAUUGCAACGGGUGUGACCAGCUUCAUUCCUGCAUUGCCAGCACAUGGGCUAUCACAGGAAGAUAUUCAGCGUCAGAAGGAGGAAGAGCAUCAGAAGAAGAUGGAAAGGGAACUUGAAGCUGCACGCAAAAAACAUACACUUAUGCAACAGCGCCAACUUGCACUAAAAAUCAAAAAUGAAGAGCGGACAAAAAAAGCAAAAGAAAAACGAGAAAUGGAGGCAAAAGUGAAGCCUCCCUACUCAAAGGUUAAAGAAGGUUAUGGGACAAUGUCUCAAAUGGGAAAAAUGGUGGUGAACAAGAUGGCCUCAAAGCAUGUAAGUCAGCUUGACUUUCUUGGGAACAUUAAUCACCCCAUCAUUGAAGAAGAGUCUCAGACAGAUGAUGAGGCUUCAACUCCAGUGCAACCUACCAAUUCCUCAAACAGAGGUGCUUUCAAUGAAACAUUCAAUUUUGAGGAAAAGAAGAAGCUAGAUAAAACAGCCACUCCAAAGUAUCCCCAUACUCCAUCUGAAGUAUGGAUGGCAAUGAAGGAUGGUGGUGAAGUGGUCAUAUCAGCUACUCCUGCAGCUGUUGGUACAGUGUCCAAGAUUGACCACUUGACUUCCAAGCCUAUUUCAUAUAUGGGCAGUCAUGCAGUGCUGACACCAGCAGCUACAGCAAAGACCCCUAUGCCUCUGAACCAAACUCCUGGAAGUAGGCAUGGUACAUCUAUGCCCUGUCAUGAAGACAUGGAAUCCACAACUCCAGCUCAGAUGAAUGACUAUGGUUUGGAUCAUUUAGUCUAUACAGCUGAUGAUGGUACUCCUGAGGAAAACCCAUGUGCUCCUUCAAAACAGAUUCCAAAUUGGGCAAAAACCAGUGAGUGGAACUUGUCAGGACAGUUGGAUCCAUCUGAUACA
Darwinula stevensoni is the source of this 1506-nucleotide messenger RNA. NCBI's taxonomy places the organism in Eukaryota, Metazoa, Arthropoda, Ostracoda, Podocopida, Darwinulidae. The record is from the annotation of a GenBank genome assembly.